This is a messenger RNA of Alternaria atra, 519 nucleotides long. RefSeq lists its product as uncharacterized. Gene Ontology annotation, molecular function: acyltransferase activity, transferring groups other than amino-acyl groups. The transcript has a single exon. The record is from RefSeq and is a predicted model, not a curated record. Bases 1 to 519 code for a protein of 172 amino acids. Lineage: Eukaryota; Fungi; Ascomycota; Dothideomycetes; Pleosporales; Pleosporaceae.
AUGGAUGACGCUGCUGCACUUCUACGGCUGUUCACGGACUAUCGCAAUGUCCAGUACGACAAGUCAUGUGCCGACUUGAAUAGUGCUGAUGCUAUUGGCAAUCUGAUCAAGCAAUGGAAGGCAGUCGAUCUACCAUUACAGCGCGCAAAUUUCGUAAUCGUGAUUGACAUCAAAAUUGUCGGCACAGGUGGCUUGGGCUGGAUUGGUAGGAGGAAGACCGAUGGUAAACUGAUAGGCGAUGCGGGAUUGAUGUUGGACACGGACUUCCGUAACUCAGGCUACGGUUAUGAGUCGUUGUGCAUGAUCAUUGAUCAUGGUUUUGGUGUUCUGGGCAUAGACGAAGUGCACAUGGCUUGCGUGAAUGCUAAUGCUGCGUUUAAGGGUUUGAUGAACAAGAAGUUCGGAUUUCAAGCUGAAAGGAUAGAGGAUAAGAUGUUUGGAAACGAGUUGAUCUGGCGCAUUGCGAAGGAGGUAUGGGAAGAAAGUGCACACUCUGCCCAAGGCCGAGCUCGAGUUUGA